Molecule: messenger RNA, 409 nt
Organism: Symbiodinium sp. CCMP2456
Lineage: Eukaryota; Dinophyceae; Suessiales; Symbiodiniaceae
Source: the annotation of a GenBank genome assembly
GCUCUAUACAAUAGCACUGGGCUUCCUCUUGAACCUCGAGCUGACGGACUACUACGACGAUCAAGCGGGCUCGGAGAUGUUUCAGGGCUUUGGGCCCAUGAGUAUGUCGACCCCGGGGCUGAUCCAGGCUUUGAUCACCCCCAUCAUCGGCGUGGUCUCGAUCCUCACAUGGCUGCAGAUGCGUCGGCUCUCCAAGCAAUGGCGGAAGCAGCAGAAAGCCGCCAUGAAAGCUAGGGACCUGGAUCCCGAAGAUUCCGGCCGGGCGAAGCCGCGAUGGACGCUUUUGUCCGAGGACGGCGACGUUUAUGGUGCGUUUAUGGGCGAGGUAUACUCUGAGCGUGUCCUUGAUGAGCGUGUUGAGGAGGAAGAUUUCCAAGAUAUCCCCGUCUCACCGCGCGUCCGCGAAUAA